AUGGGGAAGAUUAGAAAGAAAGAAUUAAAAGCAAAAAAUACUACUUCAUUGUUAGAAGAAGAAAUUUUUAAAUUAGUUGCCAGUGAUUAUACUCGUGAGGUCAAAGAAUUUAUUAAGGAUAAUCCUCACUUGAAAUUAGUGUUAGUUAAUUAUCCCCAUAACGAGCAACAAUUAGCCUCGUUAAGUGCCGAAUUAGCCCAAACCGGAAAGAAAAUAAAUAAUAUUAUUCUGUUAAGCAUUACCAAUUAUGAGUUAAUAUUGAGUUUGAAAGAAGAAUAUCUAAUUUGUCCCAUUUGUGAGAAAAUAUAUAACCGAAAAGAGGUAGUAAAAGAAAAUGAGAAGUUUGUUUGUCCACGAGAUAGUGAAUACCAACUCUCUUUAGUUGCUACCAAAAAGUAUAGUGAUUAUAUUAUUGAGUAUUACUUAAAAAAUACGGAGUUAGUAAUCAAGAAAUUUCUUACUACAAACAAACUUUUGCCCUCCUCAGUCAUUCAAUUAACAGUCCAAAAAAAAGAAGAAAUUCUGGCUGGUGAAAUCCAGAAAAAUCUGCUGAAAGUAAUAGAUAAUUUGGAAAAAAAUAAAUUGGAAAAAGAAAGGGAUAAAGCGCUGUCUAAACUUUUACAGUCAAUUAUCGAUUGGGAAGUUUUUGGUGGUAGUGAAAGAAAAAAGGCCCUGGAAGAAUAUAAGAAAGUCAUGGCUGAUAUUAAGGUAAUUCAGCAACAUUUAGAAUUGGAGUUGGCCGGCGAAGUAGCCGACAAGGCUGAAUUUUGA
Messenger RNA from Racocetra persica, 771 nucleotides. The record is from the annotation of a GenBank genome assembly. Lineage: Eukaryota; Fungi; Glomeromycota; Glomeromycetes; Diversisporales; Gigasporaceae.